This is a messenger RNA of Eimeria acervulina, 1915 nucleotides long. RefSeq names its product putative diphthamide synthesis domain-containing protein. NCBI's taxonomy places the organism in Eukaryota, Apicomplexa, Conoidasida, Eucoccidiorida, Eimeriidae. The transcript has 6 exons. The annotation marks the transcript as partial. Gene Ontology annotation, molecular function: 2-(3-amino-3-carboxypropyl)histidine synthase activity. Gene Ontology annotation, biological process: protein histidyl modification to diphthamide. The record is from RefSeq and is a predicted model, not a curated record.
AUGACUGCAGCAAGCGCCAACAGCGCCUGCUGCAGCAGCAGCAACAGCAACAGCUGCUGCAGCAGCAGCAGCGCGGACACAGCAUGUAGCAGCAACAGCAAUGUUGUUGUUCCCCCAUCGAGUACGCCUGGCUCUGGCAGCAGCAGCAGCAGCAACAGCAGCAACAGCAGCAGCGCCAGCAGCAGCAACAACCCCAGCGCCAGCAGCAGCAACAACCCCAGCGCCAGCAGCAGCAGCAGCAGCAGCAGCAGCAGCACCGGCAGCAGCAGCAACAGCAGCGGCAGCAGCACCACCACCGCCACCAGCACCACCAGCAACAGCAGCACCAGCAGCAGCACCAGCAGCAGCAGCACCAGCAGCAGCAACAGCAGCAGCAGCAGCAGCAGCAGCAGCAUAGAAGUGGAUGAGUUGCUGCUGCAAGAAUUGGAGCGUGUUUAUCUGCCUGCAAACUAUGAUUUCGAGCUGCUGAAGGUGGCGCGGCGGUUAGCAGCAGCAGCAGCAACUCGUGUGUCUCUGCAGCUGCCUGAGGGUCUCUUAACUUGGGGAUAUCAAAUUGCUGCUAUUCUUAUGCGCACCGUACCUUCCAUUGAAGCACAUACUCAAGGAGAUGCUGCUGCUGCUGCUGCUGCUGCUGGUGGUGCUGCUGCUGCUGCUGCGCCUGCUGAUGCUUGCGGCGGUGGUGCUGCUGCUGCUGCUGAUGCUUCUGAUGCACGCAGCAACUGCAGCAGCAACAGCACCAGCACCAGCACCAGCAGCAGCAGCAGCAGCAGCAGCAGCAGCAGCAGCAGCAGCAGCAGCAGCAGCAAGGGGAAGGUCGGAGUUCAGGUGCAUUACGUAUUUGUAGAUAUAUUUAUAGACCCGGCUGAGGUCUCUACGCAGCUGCAGCAGCUGCUGCCACCAACAGCAAAACUCGCGCUGCAGGCUACAAUACAAUUUACAAAGAGUUUGCAUUGUAUAAAGAGACAGUUAGAGACAGCUAAUUAUUUUCUUCAGCCCCCUUAUCUACCUCAGCUGCUGCCGCUUACAGCAGGAGAAGUACUCGGCUGCACAGCACCCAAACUAAGACCAACAGCAGCAGCAGCAGCAGCAGCAGAUGCAGCAGCAACAGCAGCAGGAAAUGGAGAGGAGGGUGAUACAGGAGGAGGGACAGCUAGAGCAGCAGCAACAAACACAACAGCAGCAGCACCACCAGCAACAGCAGAAGCAGCAGCAGCAGCAACACCAGCAACACCAACAACAACAACAGCAGCAGCAGCAGCAGCAGCACUAGGAACUGCUCUUGCAUGCGGAAGCUCUUGCAACGCAUGUGAUGAUGCACUUGAAAGUAAAUCUACUCUCUGUCUUAGGGGCCCCCAGGGGGCCCCCCAGGGGCCCCUAGGUGAAGAUACACCCGAAAUAGACACUGUUGUCUUCUUAGCUGAUGGUCGUUUUCAUUUGGAAGCAUCUUUAAUUCAAAACCCUGGCAUUAAAUUCCUUAGAUAUGAUCCAUUCACCAAGCGGGUAUUCUAUGAGCGUUUUUCUCAUUGGAGGCUGCACCGCAUGCGUUUAGCAGCAAUUGAAAGAGCGAAGACAGCAAAACGGGUGGGGUUGUUGUUAUCAUCUCUAGGGAGACAGGCAUCAGUCGGCCUAGCUGAAGAUAUAUUUAAACUUCUUCAACAUGCUUCUAUUCUUCCUGUACCAAUUGUUAUGGGCGAGUUCGCCCCAAACAAACUCAAACAACUCACCAAACAUGUUGAUGCUUGCGUACAGGUGGGGUGCCCGCGUCUAUCAAUUGAUUGGGGCGAGGCCUAUGACAUUCCUCUUUUGUCUCCUUAUGAGGCCUACGUAGCUUUUGGGGGGCAGCAGUAUCUCCCAGUUUACCCCAUGGAUUACUACGCGAGAGAUGGCGGCCCCUGGAGCAAUUACAACACUUCCA